GGAGUUCCGCCACCGAAACAGGUGUCUGAAGAGCAACGCAAAGAAGCGGAGAGAUUGAAGAACGAGGGCAACGAACUCAUGAAGAGUGAACAGUUUGAGAAAGCGCUGGAAAUGUAUGGCCGGGCUAUCGAUUUGGACGCUUCCAACGCUGUCUACUUCUGCAACAGAGCGGCCGCGCACUCGAAGCUUAAUAACCACGAGUUUGCGUUAGAGGACUGUAAGCGUGCCAUCACUUGCGAUCCCGGCUAUAGUAAGGCUUACGGAAGAAUGGGAUUGGCGUUCGGUAACUUGAAUGACCACUUGAAGUCACGCGACUGUUAUCGCAAAGCCGUAGAACUCGACCCAAGCAAUGAAAGCUAUAGAAAUAAUUUGAAAAUAGCCGAAGACAAAGUGGCGGAACAAUCGUCUCAAUUUGGUAAUCCAUUUGACUUGAGUUCCCUGUUGUCGAACCCGGCGCUCAUGAAUAUGGCCACACAACUCAUGAGUGAUCCCAAUAUGCAGAAUCUAAUGGGUGGUUUGAUGUCGGGUGCGAUGCCUAACAACAAUCAGGAGCCCACCCCUGAAGCCGGUGCCGGUCCCCCUGGCGGUGGACUCGAGGCACUUCUGCAGGCUGGCCAACAAAUCGCGGCCCAAAUGCAGGCAUCAAAUCCUGAUUUAGUGAAUCAGUUGCGGAAUGUGAUGACU
Messenger RNA from Medioppia subpectinata, 684 nucleotides. The record is from the annotation of a GenBank genome assembly. NCBI's taxonomy places the organism in Eukaryota, Metazoa, Arthropoda, Arachnida, Sarcoptiformes, Oppiidae.